This is a messenger RNA of Drosophila novamexicana, 2573 nucleotides long. RefSeq names its product segmentation polarity homeobox protein engrailed. The transcript is spliced from 3 exons. Bases 272 to 2026 code for a protein of 584 amino acids. Gene Ontology annotation, biological process: regulation of transcription by RNA polymerase II; neuron differentiation; multicellular organism development. The record is from RefSeq and is a predicted model, not a curated record. Lineage: Eukaryota; Metazoa; Arthropoda; Insecta; Diptera; Drosophilidae. Gene Ontology annotation, cellular component: nucleus. Gene Ontology annotation, molecular function: DNA-binding transcription factor activity, RNA polymerase II-specific; RNA polymerase II cis-regulatory region sequence-specific DNA binding.
GUUAAUUUAGUCGUUGAGCUCGCAUGGAACAGACGUGCGCGUCGCAGUUGUCGGAACAGCAAAAGCAACACGAGUACGAAACGCAUAUACAAGUAAAUAAAGAUACAAAACAAAAAAACAAACGCAAGCAGUUGCCAAUUGAAAACCCACACGCGAAGUGAAUUCAGUGAAAAGUGCACAACUAGCAGUAGAAUAAGAAGAAGAAGAACAAGAAGAAGAGCAAGUGGAUAAGAGGUGUAGAACGUUGAUAAGCCGCGCGUCAAGUUAACAAAUGGCCCUUGAGGAUCGCUGCAGUCCACAAUCAGCGCCCAGUCCACCAGGUUGUUUGCCGCAGUCGCCGCCCCAGCAGCACCAGCAUAUUCUCCAGCCGAAUCUGCGAAUCCACGCAAUCCCAAUCUCGAUCACCGCGCUUGACAUGAGUCUACAGCCGGGCACAGCUGCCACGGCGGCAACCCUUUACCAGCAGCAGCAGCUGCAGCAUCUGCACCAGCUGCAGCAGUUGCAGCAGCUCCAUCAGCAGCAGCUGGCCGCCUCUGCCGGCGUCUUUCAUCACCCGGCCACUUCGGCUGCGUUCGAUGCGGCUGCUUUGCACGCUGCUGCACUGCAGCAACGGCUCAGCGCCAGCGGCUCGCCGGGAGCUCAUUCGACGGGCGCCUGCUCCACGCCCGCCUCGACGCUGACCAUCAAGGAGGAGGAGAGCGACUCGAUUCUCGGGGACAGCUUCCACAACCAGACAGCUACCACGGCCACAGAAGAGGACGAGGAGGAGGACGAUGACAUUGAUGUGGACGACACCGCCUCUGUCUCUGGAUCCGCUCGUCUGCCCCCACCAGCUCACCAGCAGUCUAAGCAGUCGAAGCCCUCGCUGGCCUUCUCCAUCUCCAACAUCCUCAGCGACCGCUUCGGCGAUGCCGCCAAACAGACCAAACAAGGCGACUCCACUGGCGUCUCCGUCUCCGCAGCCGCCGCUGCGGCCAGCAUCUUCCGCCCGUUCGAGGCGAGUCGCGCUGCCGCAGCCACGCCCUCCGCGUUUACUCGCGUCGAUCUGCUGGAAUUCAGCCGGCAGCAGCAAGCAGCUGCCGCAGCUGCCACCGCUGCGAUGAUGCUGGAGCGCGCCAAUCUGCUGAACUGCUUUAACCCGGCCGCCUAUCCGCGCAUCCAUGAGGAGCUUGUCCAAAGUCGGCUGCGCCGCAGUGCAGCUGGCAAUCCGAAUGCCGUGCUGCCGCCGACGGCGAAGCUGACGGAACCCAGCGUGGAGAAGUCGGCCCUGGGCUCCUUGUGCAAGACGGUCUCGCAAAUUGGCCAGGCGCAGUCGACGACGCCCGUGACGACGCCGAGCAGCAGCGCCUGCCAGCUGGCCAGUCCUCCGCCCGCCUCGAAUGCAUCUACCAUCAGCAGCAGUUCCUCCACAGCAGCCAGCUGCAGCGCCUCCUCCUCCUCCGGCUGCUCCUCGGCGGCCAGCUCGCUGAACUCGUCGCCCAGCAGCCGCCUGGCCGGAGCCAAUAAUGCGAGCAGCCCGCAGCCCAUACCACCGCCCUCCGCUGUCAGCCGCGACUCCGGCAUGGAGUCCUCGGACGACACCCGCUCCGAGACAGGUUCUACCACCACCGACGGCGGCAAGAACGAGAUGUGGCCUGCGUGGGUGUACUGCACCCGGUACAGCGACCGUCCCAGCUCAGGACCCCGCUAUCGUCGCCCCAAGCAACCAAAGGACAAGACCAAUGACGAGAAGCGUCCACGCACCGCCUUCUCCAGCGAGCAAUUGGCACGCCUCAAGCGCGAAUUCAAUGAGAAUCGCUACCUCACCGAAAGACGCCGCCAGCAGCUGAGCUCCGAGCUGGGCCUGAACGAGGCACAGAUCAAGAUCUGGUUCCAGAACAAGCGCGCCAAAAUCAAGAAGUCGACGGGCUCAAAGAAUCCGCUGGCCCUCCAGCUGAUGGCCCAGGGUCUCUACAACCAUACGACGGUGCCGCUGACCAAAGAGGAGGAGGAGCUCGAGAUGCGCAUGAACGGGCAGAUUCCGUAAAUGGCUACCGCUCCCUGCUUCCUGCUCCCUACACCCGGCUGGUCCUCAGUGUGCAAUAUUAAAAGGCGCCAUCCCCUCGCUCCUGGCUGAUGGCUGGUGGAUUGUGAAUUUGUGCGGCGUACAAAACUGUGUUCAUGUGAUAUAAUUGUAAUAUACAUCUAUCGUCUCGUAAAGUAUCGUAUCGUAUCGUAUCGUAUCGUAUGCUAUCUAUAAGCUUCGAGUUCAAUUCUCCGUUGUUAUUUAAGCUACACAGAAAGUAUUAUUCUCCUUUUCUGCAGGCCUUCUUAGGGGUAGCGCCCCCUUCUUCAUAAAUAUUGCUUUGCAGUCUUGUAUUCUAACCAAAAGCUAACAAAAACGUUAAUUCCUAGCUAAACAAACACUUUCUUAUUUUGUAUCUAUAAUUCAAUAUAUGUAUGCUUAACGUGUUAUAAGUAAUUUAAAAGUUCAUUAGAUUAAUUUAUAGCUUAGAGAAAAACACAUUUAAGCGCUUCGGCGAAGAAGUAUUUCUAGUUUUUAAGUCGCAAAACGAAAAUGUUGUGGAUGAAAA